CAUGUUUCGUUGUCGGGAAAAAGAGCACGAAAAUAUUAUUUGUUGAAAAAGAAUCGUAACGUUGACGAAACAGAAGUAAAGAGUAGGGCAAUCAACCAACGGCGAUUUAUAUAUUAAAAUUUAAUAAAUGGAGGUUGAAAAGACAGAAACUGAUAUGAUGAACAUAUCAGACGAAAAUACGACGGAAAUAAAACGACAAAAGAGAGGAAUCGUGUAUUUGUCCAGUAUACCUGAAUAUAUGAGUAUCGCGAAAAUUCGUGAACUAUUUUCAGUGUACGGAGAAGUUGGAAGAAUGUAUUUACAAUUAGCACAGAAUGAAUUAGACAAGAAUGGUAAACCAAAAAAACAAAAGAAAAUUCGCAACAAACAAUUUACUGAAGGUUGGGUUGAAUUUAAAAGUAAAAGGGUAGCAAAAUAUGUAGCAGCUACAUUAAACAAUACUCAAGUAUCGAACAAGAAAAAAAGUAAAUUUUACGAUGUUACAUGGAAUAUAAAAUAUCUUCCAAGGUUCAAAUGGAUUCAUUUAAGCGAACGUUUAGCUUACGAGAAAGCAGUGCGUAAACAAAGACUUAGAACCGAAAUUGCUCAAGUGAAGAGAGAAGUUAACUUCUUUUCUCAUAACGUCGAUAGGAGUAUCAAGCUACAAAAGAAACAAGAACUAAGUGGCAGUAGUACAUUUGUACCACCGGUUAUAAAGCAAAGAGACACAGAUGCAGAGAUUAGAAGCAAGAAGGAAAGUGAAAAUACAGUGGAUAGGACAGAUUUCUUAAAGUCAUUAUUUGCAUAGUGAAUGUUUAAUGAUACAGUUGAAUGAUACAGUGAUGCGAAAUGAGAGACUUGAUAUUUAAAUAUAAUGGCAAUCCAUAGAUGUUCAAUUGCCAUAUAAUAGAAUUGUUCUCCUCUCUUUUUAUCUUUCAAUAGAGAACAAAUAAAAAAAUUUCUAUAAUUUUCAAUAAUUUUUAUACAUCUCUCUUAUUUUUCAUUCUAAAAACAUAUUCAUGCAAAAUGACUUCAACAUGUAUCUCUCAUGACACGUUAACGAAUAAAUAUUUCGUUUACAUUAAA
Molecule: messenger RNA, 1065 nt
Organism: Megachile rotundata (alfalfa leafcutting bee)
Lineage: Eukaryota; Metazoa; Arthropoda; Insecta; Hymenoptera; Megachilidae
Product: activator of basal transcription 1
Biological process (GO): endonucleolytic cleavage to generate mature 5'-end of SSU-rRNA from (SSU-rRNA, 5.8S rRNA, LSU-rRNA); endonucleolytic cleavage in ITS1 to separate SSU-rRNA from 5.8S rRNA and LSU-rRNA from tricistronic rRNA transcript (SSU-rRNA, 5.8S rRNA, LSU-rRNA); small-subunit processome assembly
Cellular component (GO): nucleolus
Molecular function (GO): RNA binding
Source: RefSeq, a predicted model, not a curated record